UUACAAAAGAAAAAAAUAAACUUCAUAAUUUUAUAAAUAUCUCUUAGGGGCUGACAAGUGUCAUGAAAACAGGAAAAUGCGUUCCAGAUUAUUAGCAAUUCACAAAGGAUUUGCAAGUAUAUCACAGAGCAGAAAAUUGUCUACAAAACCUUCUCGAUGUCAGCCCCACAUGAACGAACUGCCCGUGCCCUGUGGGCCAUGGGACCCAUGGUACAGACAAAAACAAAGGUUCUAUAUGAGGCAUUUCUUGUUGGGACUCGCUUGGUGGCUGUUCUCAUUUGGUUUGGCCAUAUACACUGAUAGUUUAUAUCUGAACUUUUCCCCGCCAGCAUUUCCAUCUCCUCCGAGCGAUUUUGUGGAAGAGUGCGAUGAUUCUGAUACGUGAUAUGCCAGACUUUGAUAGAAGGGUUUAUUUUAAUUUAUAUAACCAUUAUAAAGAUACUAAUUUUUAGCCUUCCGAGUAACGAGUGGCGAUAUUAUAUGUCGCACGUUUUAAGCUAAAGAUAUUAUUUUCUAAUUAUUUGCAUAAUUAGUUGUACAAAACCGAUAAAAGCAUUGUUUUCCA
Messenger RNA from Danaus plexippus (monarch butterfly), 565 nucleotides. RefSeq lists its product as uncharacterized. The record is from RefSeq and is a predicted model, not a curated record. The transcript has 3 exons. NCBI's taxonomy places the organism in Eukaryota, Metazoa, Arthropoda, Insecta, Lepidoptera, Nymphalidae. Bases 77 to 385 code for a protein of 102 amino acids.